CAUGGUGUGCCCUAUUCCUUUACUGCACCAGAGAAGUAACAAUCUUAUGGGUGAUCUACACAAAACUCAUAAUUCUGCGUCGGCCACGGAUGGACUCUCUGCAACUUCAUUUAUAGAAUAUCCAAAGUACAAGCCAUUUAUUAAUUCAGAUUUGCUGCGCUCCCCACAGAAACCAGUAAUUCCAUAUCCUGAAAGCAACAGCAGAGCAAUAUUUUCUGCUCUGAAGAAUCUUCAAGAAAAAAUUCAUCGACUGGAGUUGGAACGGCUUCAGGCGGAGGAGAAUGUAAAACACCUCAGCAGAGAAACAGCAGACUAUAAAAAAGUGUUAAGUGAACAAAUGCAACACAAAGAGCAUGACAAGACUGAAGUGUCAAAGAAAAACCAAGAACUGGCUUCUCAGCUGGCAGCUGCUGAGUCUCGGUGCAGCCUGUUGGAGAAACAGCUGGACUACAUGAGAAAAAUGAUCCAGCAUGCAGAAAAUGAGAAGUCGCAUCUCCUGGAGAAACAGGGUUCGUUGGAGCGAGAUCGGCUUCUUGAUCAGUCACAUGUUCAGUCUAAAUUGGAAAAGCUGGAUAUGCUGGAAAAAGAGUACAGCAGACUUACUAUGAUGCAGUCCAUAGCAGAGAAAAAAAUGAAAGAGCUGGAACAGAAGCUUCAGGAGGAGGAACACGCGAGGAAGCUUGUUCAGGAAAAAGCAGCUGAGCUUCAGACAGGCCUGGAAACCAACAGACUACUGAUUCAAGCAGCAUCACCAUUGCUUUCUCCAAAAGCAAGAAAACCCAGGAAGAAAACUAAGCAGCCAGAGAAGAAAUGCUCUCUUGCGAGCAACCUCACUACGCAGCCCCAUUACCGACUGUGUCUGGGUGAUGUACCCUUUGUAGCUGGGAAGUCUACCAGUCCCAGUCAUUCAGUUGGCGCCAACGUGCAACAUGUUCUACACCUGAUGAAACAACACACAAAAGCUCUGUGUAACAGUCGUGUGGUAAAUGAUACUCCACUGGCAAAACCCAUCAGUGCUGCUCAUCCUGCCAGCACAAACAGGAAGUCAUCGCUGCCAAAGGAAUCUUCUUCAUCCCAGGAAGAGCUCUCAGAAGUGCUGCUAACUUUACAAGACGAAUUUGGGCAGAUGAGUUUUGAUCACCAGCAGCUGUCAAAGCUUGUCCGGGAAGCCCCAACCAUUGCGGUGAGGGAAGAUCUGGAGAGGGAACUCGAGGCGCUAGUGGGAAAGAUGGAAGCAAAGGCAGACCAGAUCAGCAAAGUCCGGAGGCAUCGGUUGCAGCUAGAGAGACUUAAGAGAGAAUGCAGGUCCAAAAAGACUUCUACUAAACAAACAAAAGACAGCAGGUUCCCCGUUAGUGAGGUUAAAGUAACAACUACAGUAACCACAAAAGGAAAGAAUGCCGGUCCCAUCAAAGUGAAACCUGGAGAGAAGAGUCGGAAAAAUCUUCAGUUGCUGAGAGACAUGCAGACCAUACAGACUUCACUACAGAAAGACGAUAUCAGCUGGGACUACUGACUGUUCUGCAGGAAAUGUUCUUGACACCAUCCUGGUCAAAUUGCCUCACGUUCUGGAUAUAAAGCAGCUGCCUUCCUUGCUGUGUGAAAGAGACUACUGUAUGCUGACUGCACUUUUGGACUACAGGCCCUGAAUUCUCCAUCCCUGGGUUUGAUUAUUAUGGUCUCAUUUAAAACACAUUCUAUUUUUAAGGUACCCGGUCACUGAAUCUGAACAUAGGUCUCCCCAGCAGUUCCUUUCGUGCUACAGUGCCAGCAGUCCUUCAGUUUUCUUUCAGCACACCGAGCACCACGCGCUCACGUGGGUUGGCCUGUGCGAAAUGCCGGUGUGAUCUCGCGCUACUGCUGAGCCGUGCGUCGGGAGGCUUCUCGAGAUGCAUCGUGUUGAAAGCGAUGCUGCGACCCCCGGUCUCGAGGGCUUUUGUCAGUUCUGUUCCGUGGCAGCUGCGAUUACUCAAGCCCCGAGAGUGUCUGGCGGAGAACAGGUAAACCCGUUGCAGGUGUUCUGCGGAGCGCUCCUCAAAAAAGCUUUCCCAGUUCUUGUUCUGCUACACUGCCUUGGUCAGCACUAAUGGCGAUGGAUGUUUGAGUACUCAAAAAAGGAGUAGAAUAACUUUUUCUGAAUUAUUUUGCUUAAUGAUUGACUCAAUUCUUUUCAGGUCUGAAGAGUAAAAUUUUUCCACAGAAAUCCUACUUUAUGAAAAAGCUGCAGGAUGGGGGGUAACAUCCCAUCUCCUAGUCCACAGCUAUGGGUGGUAAAGGAGCGAGAUAACCACGAGUGUUUUAACCUGCAAGUGCCUCAAUCAUGCUAUUCAGUCCUGGCAUCUUGCUUUUAACUUGAAACAUGUGCUUUGAUGAGCUCUCUAUCUACUGUGGUAGUGGUGCGAUUCAUUUUGCACUCUGACUUGCACAGCUGAGUAAAUGUUAUUUAUUAUGUUAAUAAUGUAGAGACUUUCCUAUUAAUGGAAGGUAUAGAAGACCCAGAUGACCCGUUUUAUAGAGUUGAAAAAUAAUAAAGCCAGCUUGCCUGUUGAAUGAACUAUGGGAAAACUGCACUUCCUCUGAAUUAACGCAGUGUUUGCAGGUGUGCUGCCUGUGGUGACGUGACAUCCCCCCGGUCAGGGUGAUGGCUCUGAGCUGCUAGCAAGCUGCAGGUAGGGCGAGGCUCAGAGCUGCCCAGCCUUGCCUGUAGCAAGGGCAGGGAGCGGUGGGGUCAGCACAGACAGAAGGGAUUUGAGUUUUGAUUACCUGCAGGUGAUCCACCCUGCUUGCAGGCGAGGCACAGGCUGUGAGGGGCAAAGUCAGAAGCUGUUACUCAGGCCUGGAGCCAUCCCCCUUUACUUCAUCUAUGUUAGAGACGAGGGCUCUGGGUAGCUGGAGCAACUGCGUGGUGAGCAGCUCAUCCCCGAGGUUCCUGAAGGUCAGCACCUGAAACUACACUCAGGAAUUUUGCUUGGGAAGGGCCUCUGGGGAUCAGCUUGCCUGAAGAUGGGGUAACUUCAGCAUUACCUCAGGCUGUCCUCACCCGGCCUCUUAUGAUGGAGGGCUUAGGAGUAUUUUUGGCUCCAUAUGUGCUGCACGCAGUGAAGAAGGUGCCCAAGGUGGAAUUAAGCCUACUGGGGGGCGAAAGCAUCAAUGAGCGGGCAUUGAGGUGAUACCAUGUCAUCCCAGUGAAUUUGGGCUUAUGAGUUGCACAGAAAAAUGUGGAUCUUCCUUUUACACAGA
Molecule: messenger RNA, 3240 nt
Organism: Egretta garzetta (little egret)
Lineage: Eukaryota; Metazoa; Chordata; Aves; Pelecaniformes; Ardeidae
Gene: CEP57
Product: centrosomal protein 57
Exons: 11
Coding region: 2-1516 (504 amino acids)
Cellular component (GO): centrosome
Molecular function (GO): microtubule binding; gamma-tubulin binding; identical protein binding
Source: RefSeq, a predicted model, not a curated record